Peronospora matthiolae is the source of this 255-nucleotide messenger RNA. The record is from the annotation of a GenBank genome assembly. Lineage: Eukaryota; Oomycota; Peronosporomycetes; Peronosporales; Peronosporaceae.
AUGACCGAGUCGGGGGCCAGACGUUGCCAUCUCGUGCAUGAUCCACGACUCGUUCGUGGCAGAAUGAACAAGUGUGGCAUCCGAUUCCGUCUACAACGAAGACCGGCAUUCAACCUGCAUCUCCUGACCGAGAAGGACGAUCAUCAAAGCCGUUCAAGCAGCUUUGUCUGCAGCACGUGCAGUGUUGCUGGAACCACCGAGCAAGUCAGUCGUGCUGGGGACAUGCCACUCAACCGCGGGAAGCAUCCGCUGUGA